This is a messenger RNA of Perkinsus marinus ATCC 50983, 975 nucleotides long. RefSeq lists its product as hypothetical. NCBI's taxonomy places the organism in Eukaryota, Perkinsozoa, Perkinsida, Perkinsidae. The annotation marks the transcript as partial. The transcript has a single exon. The record is from RefSeq and is a predicted model, not a curated record.
AUGUGUGGUGUUCCGGUCUUCGCCAAUCAGCGAAAGUCCACUUGCUGUCGUAUUUGCAUCGACGCUCGAGAGCUUAACAACUUCAUGAAUAAAGAAGGGGACGAGGAGGCCGCGGACAUGGACCUACAGUCACGGAUCCUAGAGUGGCGAGCAUCAAAGCGAGUUGAUUGUGAGGACCUCAAGAAGGCCUUCUGGUCGGUCCACAUCGAUGAAUCGGAUGUGAAGUGGUUGGGGAUGUGCGUCGUGUCGAGGAUCAUAAGCUGGAUCCAUGUCCCUUUCGGGACGAAUUGGUCCCCUUGGGCCCUCUCCUCGGUCUUGGGGAAGAUCCUCAAACAGAUCGGGGGGACCGAACAGGGCGGUGCCGAAGCUAUCUGCUUCUAUGUCGACGAUGUCAUUCUGCGAGGGGACAGUUGCUCGGAGGUGUCGAAGAUUCGUCGGGAGGUGGUUCCCGCAUUAGAAGAGCGGGGGUUCGAAGUCCACCAGGACAAGCGAAUGUCCAAUCUCGACAUGGAUGAAGACUGUAUAGGUCGAGAGGUAUCUAAGGAGGAGAUUCUCAGCGAAAAGUUCAGAACAGGAGGGUGGCUCGGUUACGACUGGAUCUGUGGCGAGCGAGUUGACGUUAUCGAUGUGCGUUUGCGGCAGAUAGAAUUGGCGAAGGAAUCCAAGGUCACGGAGUCUGCCCUGAGAUCAGCAUUCGGCAAGUUCUUCGACCCCAUGGGUCUUUCCGCAGAAGUGUCCUUGGAGCUCAGAUGGGCGGCUCGGUUAGCUCAUGAGCGACUGAAGCAGAGGAGGAAGGACUUCGAAGAUGGUAUGGACAUUCUGGACGAAGAGACGGCAUCUAUUAUAUUGAGUAAUAUUACUGCAUGUAAUUCUUUCCUGCAAUCUGAUCGUAUUCUCCCCCCUCGCUAUCUUGAUGUGUCUACUUUAUUCGUCUUCGUCGAUGCCUCUGAGGCCUGCAUUGCUAUUGAUAUUCGA